AUAUGGUUUCCAUCACAACUGAAAACGUUACACAGCUUUACAACAUCAUGGCCACCCAGGAGCUCACAGUCAGUCCAGCAGUUUUCCACAAUAAUUCAGUAGUGCAUCAGCUGAAUCAACAUAAAUGUAUUAAUUUUGAUGUAUGGAAAUGGCUACAGGAUUUUCAGCCCGGAUUCCUCUGGUUUAUAUUUAUUCUGGGAGCAAUAGAAAAUUCCUUUGUCCUCACAGUCCUGUGUUUCCACAAGAGCCGCUGCACAGUAGCUGAAAUUUACCUAGCAAACAUGGCACUUGCUGACCUAAUGUUAGUCUGCGCUUUGCCUUUCUGGGCCAUUAAUAUUUCUAAUGGGUUUCAAUGGCCCUUUGGCCUGUUCCUCUGUAAAGCUGUCAACAUAAUGAGUCACAUGAACCUGUAUUCUAGCAUUUAUUUCCUGACACUAGUGAGCAUCGACCGCUACCUGGCCUUGGUGAAAACCAUGUCUCUUGGACGGAUGCGACGAACUGUCUGUGCCAAAUGGAACAGCUUUGUAGUCUGGACAUGUGCUUUGCUCAUGUGUUCUCCUACAAUGGCGUUCCGAAAUUUACAGUAUUAUAAAGAAUACAACAUCACAGCCUGCGCUCUUCUUUAUCCAGCCAGCUACUGGGAGCCUGCAAACAACUGCUUGCUGAAUAUUGUGGGCUUUGUGAUCCCACUCUGUAUAAUUACCUAUUGCAGUGUGCAAAUCAUCAAAGCCUUACGAAGCAGUGAGCUACAAAAACUGAAGUUAGUCCAGACAGAAAGGAAAGCCACCAUGCUGGUCCUUGCUGUGCUUUUGCUGUUCAUCAUUUGCUGGCUUCCAUUCCAGAUCAGCACGUUCAUCGACACAAUCCGUUACCUUGCACCCACUUUCAAAUGCCUGGAAGAUAUCAAUGACAUAGUGACCCAGGUAGCUGCAUACUCUGCCUUUAGCAACAGCUGCCUGAACCCAGUCCUGUAUGUAAUUGUCGGGAAGCACUUCCAGAAGAAGGCUGUGGAAUUCUGCAAGGAUUUGUUCCCAAAGAGGUGCAGAAAAUCACAGUCUGUGCAGAUGGAAAACUCCCUGGACACUUUAAGAACUUCUAUUUCAAGUGAAUGCCCAAGGAAAAAGUCUGUUUUCCCAUUACCACGAUAG
Egretta garzetta (little egret) is the source of this 1148-nucleotide messenger RNA. RefSeq names its product bradykinin receptor B2 (gene BDKRB2). Gene Ontology annotation, cellular component: membrane. The transcript has a single exon. The coding region runs from base 3 to 1148 and encodes 381 amino acids. NCBI's taxonomy places the organism in Eukaryota, Metazoa, Chordata, Aves, Pelecaniformes, Ardeidae. Gene Ontology annotation, biological process: neutrophil chemotaxis; G protein-coupled receptor signaling pathway; smooth muscle contraction. Gene Ontology annotation, molecular function: bradykinin receptor activity. The record is from RefSeq and is a predicted model, not a curated record.